This is a messenger RNA of Penicillium macrosclerotiorum, 693 nucleotides long. Its product is annotated as DUF3716 domain-containing protein. The record is from RefSeq and is a predicted model, not a curated record. The transcript is spliced from 2 exons. NCBI's taxonomy places the organism in Eukaryota, Fungi, Ascomycota, Eurotiomycetes, Eurotiales, Aspergillaceae. The coding region runs from base 1 to 693 and encodes 230 amino acids.
AUGGAGCAACUUGAACAAGCCGAACACUCCGAACACUCUGAAACUUCCGAACCCUCCCUGUUCCAGGCCAUCACCACAAGCGCAUCUGCUUCUAUUCUCACCACCAACGACCGCCCAUCCAGCACCACCCGAUCCGGGAGCGAAGGUACCUCUCAGACCACCACCAGCCUCCCCAGCACCGACGACGAAGAUCCGCCCCCCGAUAAAAGAGUCCGAUUCCUAUUGGAAACCCCGUGGCGACUAGGAGAAUCUACAUUAGACGCCUGGAAUUGCCUGCGCACCAUCCAGCCUCACCGCGAACCUGUGCUGCGCACAGAAAUCAGCAUCCGCAAUGCGCCCAACCUAUUCAGGUUCCUGAACAGCCAUCCUCCACAGCGUGAGGCGUUUCUUCUACAAGCGGUUGGCGACAAAGCACCCGAUCCUUGCAAGCGGUGCGCCAGGGGCGCGGGCCAAUUCGUGGGCUGUGUCGCUCUGUCAGACAUGUUCCAGGGCUCCUGUGCCAAUUCACAGCACUAUGCAAGGGAGGCGCAUUUCGCUCGUGCUGCUAACAAAAGCCUGCUAGGGUCGCCGGUUGCCGCUAAUGUCCAGGCUCGCGGCGUGAGUCGCUUUCACUUUCAUGAAACUACUGUCUCGGGUGAGGUGUCCGUGUGGCAGGAUGAAGCCGUGCAGCUCGCGUUGCAGCGUCCGGACUGA